AUGGAGCAGAUGAAACGAGAGAAUCACAUCAGAAGUUUGGAAGAAAAUAUAAAACAGCAAGAGAUGGAGAUUCUCAGAUUCCGGGAGAGAGAAGAAAAGCUAAAAGAAAAGCUGGAGAGAAUGAAAGAGAAAAUAGCCAGGAAAGAGCGGAAGACUCUCAAAAUUAUACAGAGAGACGAGAAGCUGAAGAGAGAGCUGCAGGCGAUGAAAGAGAGGCUGGCACAGAAAGACAGACAGAGCAAGGAAGAAAGGAAGGUCACCAACCUAAAAACAGUGGAAAUGACAAUCACUGUACGUAUGAAAGAAGAAGUUAAGAUGGACGGAGAAAUAGAAAAGCAGGAAGAGAAAGAACAACAGAAAGAGAGUGUGAGGGAUGAGAGCGACACUGUCCCUCAGGAAGCCGGCCCACAGCCUCAGGCCAUCACUGAGUCUAAAUCAGAAGAUCAGGUUUCAGAGGCUCAGACUCAGGUCCAGGCUGAUGGGUCAGAGAGUAGAAAGGCAGCUGAGGAGAAGAUGAAGUGGACCGGCCAUGACAGCGGGGAAGCAGUGAGCAUUGAGGUGGAGAACCUUCAGGUGGAGCCUGCAGCACGGAGCUCGUCUGGAAGCUGGAUGUUGCAGAGUGUGCUGUCCUCAGUUCGCUCCUUCGUUCAGCGCCUGAGAUCCCAUUUCUCAGCUGUGCAAGUUCAAGCUGAGAAGGAAGAGGAGCAUGAGGAAGUUUCUCCAUCACGUCCGUUGAUUCCGCUCGGAGCGCCGACAGGGGUCCUGACUGUACACCUGAAAGCCUGCAGAGACUUCAGGAAAUCUGCUCUUUUGAAGAAAGGCACUUGGGCUACUGUGAGGGUCACUAUUGGGAGAAUGGUGAAGUACACAGAGCAGCAGCCCUAUAAUAACCCCACGUGCUUCAACGAGUGGAAACACUUUUCCAUACAGAUCCAGCAGGAAGAAGUUUUAAGGGUUCAGCAGUCCACUGUGAUGGUGGUAGAACUGCUUAUUUGUGAUCCUAACUCAGCUGCCCCCAGACUCAUGGGGAGAGACACCAUCACGCUGCAGGAGAUCCUUAAGAAAUCUUCAUUCGGCCACCAGUUCAACUUGAGGCUCAGACACCAGAAAGUUUGCAAGUUGGACGCAGAGCUGGCGUUCACAUACGGCUCCUUGGGCUACGGGUACUCUCACCAGAUCAAACAUCCAGGAAGAACGAUGGAGAAUCUGGUGGAGAAAUCUCUCUUUCCCCGCUGCCCUCCUAAUCAAGAUCAAAGAGAUCCGCAAUAUAAUGUGACAACCCCCUCCACACUGCCCCAAGUGGACAUCAUUCCCUCUCUGAUGCAGCAAGACACACCAAGAGGCGCAGAGUGCAGGAUAUCUGCUGGCCUGAUGGACUGCAUCCAAAGGAGAGGCAGGUUGUUACAGCUGCAUAAAGGCUUGCAGGAGUGUACGACAGGAGAGGAUAGGGUGCAGUUUCUGGAAAACCUGAUUCUAAGGAAGAGUCUUGGCACCAGCUAUCCCUGCAGAAAGAACGAGAGCUCUGAGGUGUAAGGUCCUGUCUAAAGAGGAGGAAAUGAAGAGAAAUGAGGAGGACGAGAACUAUGGAACGACAGAGACAAGAACAGGAAAGGCUACAUGCAAGACGAGGAAGUAGAGAGAAAAAACAGCAGAACUUGAGGUCCGUCUCCAUUUCUCUCAGCACUGGCUCGUCUGUUCCUCUUCAUCCUGCUCUAUUCCCACCAUCUCGACUCGCCUGCAGCAAACA
Colossoma macropomum (tambaqui) is the source of this 1747-nucleotide messenger RNA. RefSeq lists its product as uncharacterized. Lineage: Eukaryota; Metazoa; Chordata; Actinopteri; Characiformes; Serrasalmidae. The record is from RefSeq and is a predicted model, not a curated record. The transcript is spliced from 12 exons. Bases 1 to 1533 code for a protein of 510 amino acids.